Molecule: messenger RNA, 1717 nt
Organism: Carassius carassius (crucian carp)
Lineage: Eukaryota; Metazoa; Chordata; Actinopteri; Cypriniformes; Cyprinidae
Product: urotensin-2 receptor-like
Exons: 3
Coding region: 415-1557 (380 amino acids)
Biological process (GO): neuropeptide signaling pathway; blood vessel diameter maintenance; regulation of blood pressure
Cellular component (GO): membrane
Molecular function (GO): urotensin II receptor activity
Source: RefSeq, a predicted model, not a curated record
CGCACUCUUAGUGGAGGAGAGGGUUUCGAAAUCCAGCUGUAGCUCAAAGUGAUCGCCUCCUUGGGCAUAUCCAUCUAAGAGGAUUGUGCCCUUUUCGCCCUCGUAUCACUUUUUUUGUUGUUCUGAAACUGUAGGGUUUUUCUUAUCUGCCACUCAGGUUUGUGAUAUAGUGAUUGUUCUGCUGAAAAAUAACUGAAGUUGUUCUUACAUGGCUGAAGCACCUGCCUAUGACUAAUUUGCGCUUUUUGUACUGACUUGAUCUGUGUGUCCUAACAAACAUGACACAGCUUAAGUAUUUUUCUUUUUGGUCUACUGGAAUGGUUUCAUUUUGCCAUUCAAGGAAUACUUGCUGACAACGUAGUAGGAAUCCAGGAGUAAACUCUUAGGAGAAAUCAUGAGCUGGACUCAUUACAAAUGCUAAACUUCUGUCUGCUUGGAGCUACGCCAUCUGAGGAAUCCAAUCAAGAGAUGACCACUGUGUCAAUGGAGCCCAUAGUGGUGAUGGUGGAGAAGGUUUCCAACGUCACUGAGCUUCCAGUUGAAGCUUCUACUAAAGACAUGGCUGCCACCUUCACUAUUGGCACCAUCCUGUCCCUAAUGUGUCUGGUGGGUGUGUCUGGAAAUAUCUACACGCUCGUGGUCAUGUGCCACUCCAUGCGCUCGGCUGCCUCUAUGUACAUCUACAUCAUCAACCUGGCACUAGCUGAUCUGCUUUACUUACUCACGAUUCCAUUUGUGGUGUGCACACAUUUCCUGAAGGGCUGGUAUUUUGGAGAUGCCGGAUGUCGAAUCCUCAUCAGCAUGGACUUCCUUACAAUGCAUGCAAGCAUUUUCACCCUUACUGUCAUGAGCACAGAACGUUAUUUUGCUGUCCUCAAACCUCUGGAUACAGUCAAACGCUCGAAGAGUUACAGAAAAGCAAUCGCCCUCUUGGUGUGGACGGCCUCAUUGAUUCUCACCUUACCCAUGAUUAUCAGCGUCCAGCUGAUGACGGAAAGCUCCAAGCCAAUGUGUCAACCUACCCUGAGCCCUCUCUCAUAUAAAAUCUACAUCUCCUUUCUCUUUGGCACCAGUAUUGUAGCUCCAGGGGUGAUAAUCGGGUACCUGUACACACGCCUGGCACGAACCUACUGGAUUUCCCAAACUGAGACUUUCAAGCAGACCAAGAAGCUCCCAAACCAGAAGGUCUUGUAUCUGAUCUUCACUAUUGUGCUUCUGUUCUGGGCCUGCUUUCUGCCUUUUUGGAUCUGGCAGCUUCUAGGUCAGUUUAAGCCCGAGCUGGAUCUCUCCACCAAGGCCAAGCGCAACAUUAACUAUCUGACCACCUGUCUGACCUACAGCAACAGCUGCAUCAAUCCAUUCCUCUACACCCUGCUCACCAAGAACUACAAGGAGUACCUCCGUAAAAGACAGAGGACAUGGACAGCUGGCAGCUACCUCAACCGACGGAGUCGCUUCCAGCGGUCGCCGCGUCGCUCCUUAUCCUCCAGCAGUCAGCAUUGCACGGAUAGCUUUGUGCUCGCUCAAACUUCUCGCAUCAACAACAGUAGCCUCUAAGUUUACCUUCAUCUUCGCUCAGUCUAGCGGUUCUGUUUUGAAUCAACCUUGGCCAGACUGUUUUAGUUUUGCGGUCUUGGGUCUGAUUUUCGGACUGCUCUUUACUCUGCAAAGGGCUAUAGCUGAUAUAUGAGAACUUGAAAUGCUUGACAGAUUGCUU